UAUUUGUAAAUUGUUUAAAGUUUUUUGUUUUUAAACAAAAAUAUUAAGUUAUUAAGAAAAAUGAAUAAUUAUUUUAGAUUAAAUAUUCCAAUGUCUGUUAAAUGGACUUGUUUGGCUCUCACUAGUGCAUUUGUUACAGUAGUGAUACUUCAUUAUAAGAGAAAAAAAUUUAACUCCAAAGUAUUAUUUUUUGAACCUAUUGGCUAUCGUCCAAAUUACUCACUGUGUCCACAGAUAAUGAAAAUUGUAAAUUGCUUGUAUUCGGCACAAAAAUCUAUAGAUGUUUGUGUUUAUACUAUCUCUAGUGAACCACUAGCUGAAGCAUUAGUAGAUGCUCAUAAACGUGGUAUUUUGGUCAGAAUAAUAGUUAGUAAUGGUAUACUAUUAAACACUAAAGAAGUUAGACUGUUUCGAAACAGCGGUAUUAAAACAAAAUACCAAAUUUAUGAUGAUGGCAGUAAAAUGCAUCACAAAUUUGCGAUAGUUGAUUCUACUCAAUUAAUACAUGGAUCUAUGAAUUGGACUCAUCAAGCUGCUUUUAAUAAUUGGGAAAGUGUUUUAAUUACAAAUUUACCUAGUAUUGUAAAUGGAUUUAAUGAAGGUUUUGAAAAAACAUGGCUUACAAUAUCUUAAGCAAUCACUAAAUAAGUACUUAUUUGUAAUAUUUUUAGUAUAUUCUAAAUUAGUUCAAAAUAAUAUUUUAUGUAUUUAAUGUUGCAAUUAUUCAUGAAUAUUAAUUUCCCAAUAUUUUGUCACCUUAAAUAAAAUUAUAGUUUAUUUUAAGUUGUUUUAAUGUUUUUGUAUUUAUUCAUUAUAAUUGAAACUUUUGGAAUAAUUUAGUAUAAUCAAGUAUAGAAACCAUACUAUGGACACUGAAGACUUUUUUUGUAAGUAACAUACCACUAUUUCUAUAAGCUUAUUACUCCUAUUUUUAAUGUUUUUGUAAUUGUAUAUAAUUUAUUUCAGAGUAUAAAAUCCUUGUUUUUAUUUACUUUUUUAUAUAAAAAUGUUACAUUAAAAAAUAUUGACCUAUAUUAAUUUGAACUAACAGUCUAUAUAGGUUCAAAAAGUGUUACAAAAAUAGUGGAGAUAAAAUUAUAAUCCUAUAUUUUUGUAAAAUAUAACUUGGAUCAUAAUUUAUUUUCAUUUAAUUCUUAGAUUGUCUCAACUAGAAUUAUAAUCUUGACCUAUUACUAAUGUAUAUAAUACUAACAAGUGCAUUGUUUAACUAGAGUAUUACAGAAUUGUUACUUUUUUUAGCUAAUUUAUUAUAGAGAAUAUUAUUGUCUUUUAAGAAUUAAAUAUUUACUUAGUGUAUAUAUUACAUUAAUUUAGUUCUAGUGCAUAUUUAUAAAUUUU
Messenger RNA from Daktulosphaira vitifoliae (grape phylloxera), 1359 nucleotides. Its product is annotated as mitochondrial cardiolipin hydrolase-like. The record is from RefSeq and is a predicted model, not a curated record. NCBI's taxonomy places the organism in Eukaryota, Metazoa, Arthropoda, Insecta, Hemiptera, Phylloxeridae. Gene Ontology annotation, cellular component: mitochondrion. Bases 61 to 633 code for a protein of 190 amino acids. The transcript has a single exon. Gene Ontology annotation, molecular function: RNA endonuclease activity producing 5'-phosphomonoesters, hydrolytic mechanism. Gene Ontology annotation, biological process: piRNA processing.